AUGGCGAAUGGAGAGUUUGAUGUGGAAAAUUAUGGAGAUGCGGAUGACAUGGCUAUGGACAUGCAAGAGGGGGACGAGAGGGUUGGUGGCAACAGAUCAACCUUGAUAAAAGCAAUUUCUACAUUGCAGACGUGCACGAGCAAUGGGCACGAACAAUCCAAGAGGAAGGAGGAUUUGCUCGGGAAAUAUUGCUCCAAUGGCUCACCACUUGCCCCGACACCCACGAGUAGAGGGAGCCCAACUUGGAAGAGAUUGACCAAGGCAUGGGGUCAUGCCCACCCGCACAUUCGAUGGCUUGUGGGAACAGGAAGAAUUUAUUUUUGGGAUGACAUAUGGCUCGGUGAUAUCCCCCUUAGGGAGACUUGCAUUGAUGAGAGGGCCAAUCCCAUGACAACCGUUUCGGAGUUCUUCACUAACGGAACAUGGGAUGUUCCUAAACUUCAAUUGCUUCAUGAUCAAGCUGGUCUUCCGCAACCAAUCAUUGAUCGGAUCCGCAACACCCCAACAAUAACCGAAGAUCCGGACGUCCCGAGAUGGACCUUGUCCCGGCGAGGGAACUUCACCUUAGCCUCAACGUGGGAGGUGUCCCGGUCCCAAGGACCAAUUAUCCAGGGACUCGAAGACAUAUGGAAGGCUGGUCUCACAACUUCCAUGGCAAUCUUUAAUUGGAGGCUCUUAUCUAACCGGAUCCCUGUUGAUUCGAAACUUCAAUGGCGCAAGAUCGAGCUCGCAUCCAAAUGCAACUGCUGCCCCCACCGGCCGAGCACAGAGUCCCUCCAACACCUUUUCAUCCAAGGCGUAGGGCGAGAAGAGUAUGAAAUGAAUUUGAUGGAUGGUUCGAGGGCCCCUCUUCACCACUUGGGAUAA
Molecule: messenger RNA, 867 nt
Organism: Salvia splendens (bonfire salvia)
Lineage: Eukaryota; Viridiplantae; Streptophyta; Magnoliopsida; Lamiales; Lamiaceae
Exons: 2
Coding region: 1-867 (288 amino acids)
Source: RefSeq, a predicted model, not a curated record